This is a messenger RNA of Podarcis muralis (Common wall lizard), 3694 nucleotides long. It is a transcript of the gene PML, whose product is annotated as PML nuclear body scaffold. NCBI's taxonomy places the organism in Eukaryota, Metazoa, Chordata, Lepidosauria, Squamata, Lacertidae. Gene Ontology annotation, molecular function: zinc ion binding. The record is from RefSeq and is a predicted model, not a curated record. Gene Ontology annotation, biological process: intrinsic apoptotic signaling pathway in response to DNA damage; innate immune response; suppression of viral release by host. Gene Ontology annotation, cellular component: nucleoplasm.
AAAUGCAUGCACGGGACCGGAGAAGCCUCGAGCUUGGCCCCGAGAAAGCACCUGAAGCGGCGCGAAGAACCCCCGGGAUCCGGAUGCCGUUGCAGGCGGGCCGGGCCAGCGCUGCUCCUCCCUCCCGGAGGGCCCUCCUUUCCCGGCAGCCCCGCGCUGCUUCCUCCGCCGCCUCCUCGCAGGGACAAAGCGAAAGUGAACCCAGACGCCUCGCAGCCGCCGCCGCCAUCCCCAGUCGCGGUUGCUGCUUCGCGAUCCGGACACCGCUGCAGGCGAUGGAGGAAGAAUUUGAGUUCCUGCUGUGCGGGAGGUGCCAGAGAGAGGCCCCGAACCCCAAGCUCCUGGCCUGCCUUCACACCGUCUGCAUGGAGUGCCUGGAAGAGAACAAGCCCGUGGGCCAGUGUCCUGUCUGCCGGUUUUCCUUCGCACGGACCAGCGGGGUCCCCUUCCAAGAUAACGUGCUCUUUUCAAGCCUCCAGGCCAAGCUGAACACCUACCGGAAGAUUGCCGGUGACAGGGAUUUGGUGUGCGAUAACUGCAAAGAUGCGGCUGAGUUCUGGUGCUCUGAGUGCUCCGAGUUCCUCUGCCUGAAAUGCUACAAGUCUCACCAGUGGUACUUGAAGCAGAAGAGCCACGAGACCCAGAAACUGGCCGAUCUGAAGAAGGAUACUGCCCAGAGUUUCCUGGAGGGGGCAAAGAAGUCUAGCAACCUUUUAUGUUCGGAGCACACCCAAGUUAUAAGCAUCUACUGCCGCGGGUGCCGCAAGCCCCUGUGCUGCUCCUGCGCUCUGCUCGACGGUGAGCACUACAAUGCCAAGCUGUACUGCGACAUCCGCGCGGAAAUUGAAGGCAGGAAGGAGGAGCUGGGCAGGAUAAAGGCGGAGCUUGGCGAGAAGAGGAGGAGCUACGAGAAGACGUACAGCGCCGUCCACGAACGGCUGCAGCAGCUGGAGAAGGUGCGCAAGGAGACCCGAGAGGAGAUCCAGGAGAAGGUGGAGGAGAUGGUCCAGUGGAUCCAGAGUAAGGGGGAGGAGCUCCUGGCGAAGGUGGACAGCCAGCUCCACCAGGAGCGCGAGGACGUGCAGAGGAAGCUGCAGUGCGCCGAGCGCAUCGUCAAGAGGUUGGAGUCCGGCGAGCGGCUGGUGGAGAAGAUGAACCUCUUUGCUUCGGACCAGGAGGUGUUGGACAUGGCCCCCUUCGUCAAGGAGUCCUUGGACGAUCUCCGCAAGGAGAAGGUGCUGGCUGUGGGUUUCCGGGUCCAGGCGGAUAACAUCUCGGAGGUCAGAGGUGAACUCCAGGCCCUGUUUAACAGGGUGAGAGGCUGCGAAGAUGCUGUCGGCUGCCUGCCUUCUGUUUCUCGGCCAGUUGCCCCAGCGGUCAGUUCGAAAGGUCUUCAUAAUGAGAAAAGCCAGCCAAGGAGCCAGGCGCCCACGUACACCCUCAGUCUCAGAAAGACACCUCAUGGAUUUGUCUCCUCGAUCAGCUGCCCAGUGAAACGGCUGAUGGGACAGACGGAAAAGUCCAUUCAGGCUUCUCCCAAGGCGAUGAAGUUGGAGGACCGCUACCAUGACAACGGGCAGAGCUCCAAGAUGCAGGUCCAUUACCAUGACGACGGGCAGAACUCCGAGAUGCAUGUCCAGGAUGUUGGGCUGAGUUCCUGGUCCCCUUCCCCCCGCGAGUCGACCCCAGAGAGGGAGCAGUGUGGGGCGGUCAACGCGGUGGAGCUCCUGGAGAAUUCUGUGCACGAGAUCUGUGAAUCGGAGGUCGCCAGCAUCCUGAUCAGCAGCUCCGAGGACACUGAAGACGACAUGAUGUGAUUGCUCACCGCCGCUGGAAUGUCCGCCCGAGGUCUGAGGGGGUGUCGACAGCAGCAGAGCAGAGGUGCCUUUUCCAAAGCUGACCUCGAAACCCCAGCCAUGACAUCGCUUGCCAAGAUGCCCACAUCUCUCUCGCUCCCUCCUUCCUUCCACUGGCUGAUUGAUUCUGCAGAGAACGUCUUUCUCACAGUUCGUUUGCACACAGACAGUCCUGCUCGUCCCAGGGUUGUGUUGAGCUGUGCCACUCUUGACCCCAAGGCUGUCCACUCCUCAUUCCUGCCCGGGCAGCACAAGUGCCUUUAGGUGAUGCUGCUGCAAUACCUUAUGAGUACUUAGCACCCACCAGGAGCAACAGCUGAUCACAGGCAGAUCACAGGUAGUGGUCUUCUGAGAAGGAACACGUGUUUCCCUGGUCAGCAGUGAAUUUUACCUUGGCCCAUCGGUGGGCCAAGGCACCGCCCAUCGAUUCUCCCCAAUGGCUUGCUACCCCUCUCCUUUUAUCUGGCAAGGGCUGGUGGCAGCCUUAAGGCAGCUGAGAUUUGGCCUGUGCCAUCCCUUCUGUCCAAUUAUUAGCUUAGGAAUUUUGUAAGGUACUAUUGUCAUGAAACAUGUUUGAUGUGGAAAGCCGACUGUUUGCUACAUGCACCCCCUCGGUUAAUUUCUCUCCUGCCAUGGGAACAGAUGCACCCAGGAGGCUUGAAAAAAUCAAGGAGGGUUGGCAAGACUAAACGUUAUGCCCAGUUUUUUGUAUGGGGGACUAGAAAUUCAGGAGCGCAGUGCUGGGUCAGAGCAAAGGCCCAGCCUGUCUUCCAGCCAGAUGUUUAGAAGAAGCGGGAGAUCAAUAGCCCCACCUGGAUUCUGACUCAUUUCAGAAAUUCACGGCUGCCAGCCGGUGCCUUAGAGGGCAUUAACAGAGAAUUAGGCACAUUGAUUUCAUUUCUGGAUUGCUACCCAUGACAGAACAUCCCAAAGACAUUAACUGUAGAAAUAGAUUUUUAAAAAUAGUUACAGUCAUACCUCUAGUAGCGUUAGGUUUACGUUGCGUUUUUUCUGGUUACGAAUGUGGCAAACCCGGAAGCGUUUACUUCCGGGUUCGCCGAUAUGCGCAGGAGCGAUCUGCGCGCUUUGCGCAUGCGCAGGAGCGAUUUGCAAACUUCGUGCAUGCGCAGGAGUGCUCUAUCACGUCAUGCGCAGAAGCGGUGCUCUACUUACGGACUUUUCGGUGUGUGAGCGGCACACCGGAACAGAUUGCGUCCGUAAGUAGAGAUACCACUGUAUACAGGUACAGACUGGGACAUGGAUACCCACUUAAAAGACUGGAGGGAGCAAAAAGGCAAUAGAGGCAGUGCCUGUGAGCAAUGAGGAUGUCUUAAUGUUGGCCUUUAGGCAUGACACUCUUUACUGGUUGUUGGGGGGAAAUCUAGAAGACGAGGGCUAUUCCCUCCACAUCUUGCUUGUGGGCUUCCCAUUUGAGGCAUCUGGUUGGCCACUGUGAGAACAGGAGUCAUGGGCCUCAUCCGGCAGCCAGGCUCUUUUGACACACUCAGUUUUUUUAGGGUCCCUCCAGCCUGGUGUUGUGGGCUUGCUUUUGCUUUUCUUCCACAGCAACUCCUUGACGCAGGAUCAGUGCAAUAUUGCGGGUUGUCCCCAGAUCAGUCCGCUUCAUUAGUUGUUCUGAGACGCUUUCCCUGCGUUGCCGCAUUAUUGCUUUCUGGAUGGACGCUCCUGCCCUGUAGCACGACGAAGGAGGGAUGUUAGAAAAACCCUGCAAGAUCAGUGGUAUGAAAAGUUAGCAGGAAGUUGUGGGAUCUGCACUAACUGGAAAUUUGAGCUUAAGUUUCAGUCAUGUCUGUUGCUGGUUGAUUUCACUUUUUUUU